GGUAAACAGGCUUCAUUUAUGGAAAUUCUUAGUGUUGAGAAAUCAUUGCCCCUUCGGUAAUUUCAGCAAAUGUCGAGAAAAGUCUCUGUUCGUGUUUUGGAUGGUUUUAGUUUGUUGUCCAGUCUUAAAACCAAGGACAUGCCUUGUCACAAAUCACAAUCAAAUCAGAGGUUGGAUCACUGUGAGAUGUAUUCCUUCUAUGACAAUGAUGGAGAAGAGUUUUACAACCCAAAUACGCCAACACUUAUGCCCAGUGAAGAUAUAUGGAAAAAAUUUGAGUUGCUGCCAACACCACCACGUUCUCCAAGACGUGAUGGAAUUCUUGAUGAAUUUUCGGAUAUAGCAGAUUUCUUCGUUAAUGAUAGUAGUUUGAAGCUACCAAAUUUACCAUUUCCAGAGACGCCACCUCUCAAUUCCAGCUUGUGUUCGAAACUUAUUCAGGAUUGUAUGUGGUCCGGAAGUCAUACACUUUCCAGUUGUUCAUCCACUGAGAAACUUGGUUCCGUGACAGCACCUACCAGUGGUGAUUCUUUGGACCUAUCUAAUACAUCGGACUGUGUAGAUCCUGCAGCAGUGUUUCCAUACCCAAUCAGUGACACUCAGAUUCACAAUUUAGGGACCGAGACUCCCUCAGAUUCAGAGGAAGAAAUCGAUGUUGUGUCCACACCAGAUGACUCUGCACUUCCUGCUCCAAGCUGUCAUACAGUUUUCAACACUGGAAAUAUCAAAACUGUGACUGUGACAACCGAAAGUACCAAACCUAAAGUACAGCCUAAAUCUGUUCAGUUGGUCAUAGAGUGCCCUCAAGUGACGGGGCAUCACAAUUACAGUCUCACACAUUCUCAAGCAUACAAAAGAACUCGAUCUGUGUAUCACCAAACACACUUUGUCCCCAAAAGGAUUAAACGUGAACUCAGUUUACCAGAUUUAAAAUCUGCUUGCAAAAAACUAAAUGCAGCAAGAGACAGUGUCAGAAACAAUUCCGAUUCAGAUGAAUUUUGUGAAGGUGUAAAACGGACACAACAUAAUGUUCUGGAAAGGAAACGUAGAAAUGACUUGAAAUAUAGUUUUUUCACGCUGCGGGACAAUGUGCCAGAUUUGAAUGACAAAGAUAAGGCACCAAAAGUGUUAAUUCUGAAAAAGGCUGCAGAUCAUAUUUUAGAAUUGAGGAGGCAAGACGUGAAACUUGCCAAAGAAUUGACUGUUGUCAAGGAUAGACAUGAAGCUCUUCGCAAGACCCUGUCAUGUUUACGGCAUUAAGAGGCUGUGUAAUUAUGUGUGUAUGUAUGUAUAUAUAUAUGUAUGUGUGUGUAUAUAUAUAUAUAUAUAUAUAUAUUAUGUGUGUGUAUAUGUGCAUAUAUCAGCGUUCGAAAUAAGCACUUUUCAGUUUGUCCUGACAAGUAAAAAUCUGCUCGGACAAACAAAAUGCACCUCGGUGCUUGUCCUGUGGACAAGUAAAAAUUUUCAAUGCAGUUUCAUUUUGAGCAACCACAAACAUCAUCCUUGUACUUAAAUAAAUAAAACCCAUUUAUUUGGACAAGUGAAACUAUUUGCAGACAAGUAGAUUUCUAGA
This is a messenger RNA of Gigantopelta aegis, 1573 nucleotides long. Its product is annotated as myc protein-like. The record is from RefSeq and is a predicted model, not a curated record. The coding region runs from base 70 to 1260 and encodes 396 amino acids. NCBI's taxonomy places the organism in Eukaryota, Metazoa, Mollusca, Gastropoda, Neomphalida, Peltospiridae. The transcript is spliced from 3 exons. Gene Ontology annotation, biological process: regulation of transcription by RNA polymerase II. Gene Ontology annotation, molecular function: RNA polymerase II cis-regulatory region sequence-specific DNA binding; protein dimerization activity; DNA-binding transcription factor activity, RNA polymerase II-specific.